Molecule: messenger RNA, 1542 nt
Organism: Plasmodium knowlesi strain H
Lineage: Eukaryota; Apicomplexa; Aconoidasida; Haemosporida; Plasmodiidae
Product: conserved Plasmodium protein, unknown function
Exons: 5
Coding region: 1-1542 (513 amino acids)
Molecular function (GO): GTPase activity
Source: RefSeq, a predicted model, not a curated record
AUGCAGAGCGUGCCAAGCGAGACGACACUUAACUCGGAGCCCUACAAAAGCAAGGACAACAUGAACCUGGGGAGAAAUGAAAAGUCAACGGAAUUCUCAGACCAUUCUGAUGUGUCAAACAAUAAGGAGGAUUAUAUAGAUCAUAAGGAGGAGUUCGAUAAAAAAAUGUGCGGAAGUAUGCACGACAAGCUAAACCUGUAUGACAAUAUCGUAAGCGAGAUAAAGGAGCUAUACAAUGGAAAUAUAGUGAUGAACAAUAAAGGAGUAGACAGGCUAAAUAUUAAAAAUGUAGCCAAGGGAUUGUUCCUUAGUAUUAACAAAACGAUUUCAAAAAAGGUUCGUGUUUUAGUAAUAGGAAAUUCAUCAUCAGGAAAAAGUACAUUCAUUAAUUGGUUCCUACAAGAAAACAUACAAAAGACAGGUUACGAGUUUGAGACAAAUCAUUUUACCUUAAUCACAAGUGGAAACUACUACUCAGAAUUCAAUGGAGACGUAACGAUAAAAUCCUUUGACUUCCUCAAACAAAUUGCUUCACGCAAUAGGAAUUUUAAAAAUAAUUUAUGCACAAAAAUGUAUAUUAGUAAAAAUAUUGAAACAAAAAAUAUCGACUUUAUUGAUACGCCAGGAUUGAAAGACAUAAUGAACAAAAUUGAUUUUGAUAUCAACAGUAUAAUUUAUGAUUUAUCUGAUUAUGUAGAUAUUAUUUUAAUUUUUUUUGAUUCAUCGGGGAAAUCCUUAAGUAAUAGAUUACUUCUCAUUAUUAAGGAGAUUUAUGAAAAGCAUUUAGAGAAAAUUAUAUUUAUUUUUUCAAAAAUUGAUGAAAUAAAACAUGAACAGGAUAGAAUAAAAUUGCUCUGUCAGACGACGCAGUGUUUAGCUAGUAAGAUUAACAUACGGUACAAUAUUGAUCUCGUGCCCAUUUAUAUUUAUGGGGCUAAGAAUGGCAGGUAUCUCUUUGAGGGUGCGAGAAAGGAUGAUGAUCUCUGUAUUGUAAACCGGAUGAGCGAUAUUAUUUAUGAGAUAAAGAAACUUUUUUUUAAAAAGUUGGAGAAGGAUCUCUAUUGCCUCGUGAGCGAUUGCGACUGUAUCAUUAAUAAAAUUCUGGACAUUUUGAAGACGGACGGGGAGAGGCAUAUCCACAAGUCAACCCUUAGGCGCGAGCGCAUAAAACACACGGUUAUCCAGGUGUUUACCCUCGUCGCAUUUUUGUUUUUCCUCUGGACGCAGCUUUCCGUGCACACGUACUACAAAGACGUCCUUCUCAGCUACGUGGACAUGUCGACCAACCGCUUCUACAAAAAUUAUGUCAUUAACACGGGAAUGAUUCUGAACAAUUGGGAAAACUCCUACUUGAUGAUAAACAUGGCCCUGGUCUUCUUCUUCCUCCUGAGCGGAAUCAUGAAGAAGAAGUUCACGAAGAACAUAAAGACUUUGCACGUGUCAAGCAAGGAAAUACUCAGGGAACAACUCACAUUUGCCAAAUUCGCCAAAGACAGGGGGAAGUACUUGGCCAAGACCUUCUAUGAGUUGAAGCAGACUUGA